GGAAACGAAGAGCAGGUUGAUCGGCGAUUGAGAGAGGGGGAGAUGGGAACUAGAGAAGUAUACGAAGAGAAGCUGAGACGUGCGAAUCUAGAGUAUGAUCCGACCAUGAACCCUGGUCUUGGUUCCGCUCGCUGUCCACGUUGCCUUUCUCUCUUAACCCCUAACUCUGAGAAAGGAGAAUGGACCAUCACUCCAGUUCUGCACGAUGCUGCUGCUGUGGCUGGUUCUGGUAUUGGUGGCUUGCUUAGUGCCGUCAAUGCUUUCAACACAGGGAUCCCCUAUCUUCAGAAUCGGUUUCCAGGGUCAAAGCGUCUCUCUUUUCUUGUCGGGGUUCCAUUGCUGCUAGGCUAUUCAGGUCUAGGGGCUGCCUUUGGAGGUUAUGCACUUCCCAAGUUUGCUCAGCUUACAGUUACCUCGUAUUAUGCGUCUUCAAGUGCUUCACAUUAUGCGAUCUCUAUGCUCACCCGCCGCAUCGAAGAAGCUCAUCUCUCUCGAACUCAGAAAGAAGAUGUAAAUUGAAGUCAUGCAUAGAUAAAACGAGAUUCUAUUGCACUUCUCUGUCUUAGUAGCUUAUUUCAGAGUCCUUCUACUUGUUCUAUAGCUUAUACCUUGGUCACUCCUAUAAAGUUAACUAGGGAUUGACCCGCACGGUUUAAUUUUUAUGGUUUUAUAAAUUUUGUUCGUUAUUUUAUAAUUAGUGUUAUAUAUUUAAGAUGUUU
Molecule: messenger RNA, 719 nt
Organism: Brassica oleracea var. oleracea
Lineage: Eukaryota; Viridiplantae; Streptophyta; Magnoliopsida; Brassicales; Brassicaceae
Exons: 6
Coding region: 43-519 (158 amino acids)
Source: RefSeq, a predicted model, not a curated record